AACGCGACCAGUUGAAUUUUGACCAGUUUUGACCAGUUUUGACCAGGCUGUCGUCCAGCCCUUUGUCCUUCGUUUUACAUAGUACACCUAGACAAUCGUCGCGGUAACUAUUUCUUACCACUUCCCUAACACUUCGACAUGUUCCCUAUACUUCCCUAAUAUCGAUAUAUCGAUGCUAAGGUGAUCGACGAUGCUUUCGUCCGCGCCCCUUUACCUAGGCGCAUCGCUGCUCGCCCAACUUGCGACAGCGAACAACAACCUCAAAGAAGGCAUCUUGCCCUCCUACCAUUUUGGCGCUCCCAUCGGUGUCGAGUGCAUGAACAGAAGCGUAGAGACCGGCGAACACAUCCAAGACGCCAAGAACGAGAUCCAAUGGAUUCCCUUCCCAAUCUGUAACGAAACCGGGAAGCCCCUCGAAUUCAAUUAUGGCGUCGAAGGCGAGAUGAACUGCACGAUACCCAUGAUAGACGAUCCUUUCUUUCACCUGCUAGAGUUCUACAUCCACAGCGACGCGCCUCUCGCCUGUCGCCUACCCGCCCGACCGCCUGCCCACGUUGAGAUGGUGGGCGAGAAGCCCAACGAGCAAGAAUACAUACCGCUGGUGUUUGCCCUGGCUGGCACGUUGCAGCUAAGCCACCUACACAUCAGCACCCACCUCAACAUCCUACUACAUAGCACGCCAAAACAUCACAUCCACCCCCACGAUAGCGGCGUCCUAGAUAGCGGCGCCGCCUACAGCACAAGCCCGCUCAGCCACAUGGACGGCAGCUUCACCAAACGGUUAGUCAUCGGCGACCCUCUACCGCUGAGCUUCAGCGUGAGGUGGUUCCCGACUCCGGCUCUGCCCAAGACCGAGGGGAAGGUCGAGUGGCAGGGGAUGGGAGGCCACAUCUACGCUAGCACCGUAUUUUACGCCCUCGUAUCCUUCGUCGCCGGCGUCCUAGUAUCGGGCGUCUACUUCUUCGGCAUCAUCUUACCUAAGAGGUUAAAAGGUCGAGGCCUCGGCGGCGCCACGCCGUUGGGAUACGGCAUGAACGGCGUAGGAAACGGGUGGGGCUAUUCCAAGAGGCUUGAUUGAGCGUUUGGAAUAUCGGAGUAGGAGUAGCUCGAACGGGUCCUUGUACAUAUCAUGAAGAUGGGGAGGAAUCGCGUGUUUGUUCGGCCCUGGGAUUAUCGGCUGUGCCAAGGGGACGGGUUACGUUAAUGAUACCAAAUGGUGAAGAAUGGGUGGCUUCCUAGGGUAGAGCUAUUUAUUCGGGUGAAACGACAUCGAGACCAUAACUCCUAAUAACAAUAACAAUGACAAUAACAAUCCAAAAUUA
Molecule: messenger RNA, 1322 nt
Organism: Annulohypoxylon truncatum
Lineage: Eukaryota; Fungi; Ascomycota; Sordariomycetes; Xylariales; Hypoxylaceae
Exons: 2
Coding region: 191-1078 (295 amino acids)
Source: RefSeq, a predicted model, not a curated record